Molecule: messenger RNA, 2105 nt
Organism: Schizophyllum commune H4-8
Lineage: Eukaryota; Fungi; Basidiomycota; Agaricomycetes; Agaricales; Schizophyllaceae
Product: putative serine/threonine protein kinase
Exons: 5
Coding region: 121-1776 (551 amino acids)
Biological process (GO): protein phosphorylation
Molecular function (GO): ATP binding; protein serine/threonine kinase activity
Source: RefSeq, a predicted model, not a curated record
UCACCGUCUCUUGGUUUCUACCAGCACCUCCACCCUCCACCCUCUCAGACUUCCGACAGUCCUUACUAUCUCUCUAACGCAGGAACAGGCUUCCUUCACGCACUUUACAUUCCUUUAAUCAUGUCCUGGAAGUCCCUCACGCGCUCCAAAAAGAGCAUCCCCGACAUGCGGUCGGACACCCCGACGCCAGCGAACCCGAACGGCGGCAGCGGCAACGACAGCCCGUACCGCACGGGCCUGCUCGCCAUCCGCGUGCUGUGGGCGGAGGACGUGAACCUGCCAGACGGGAAGGCCGUCCCGCCGGCGGUCGAGUCCGCGUUGAGCUCGCAGGCGGCAAAGGUCGCGUCCGCUGUGGACCCCCUCAGCGUGUCGCAGCAGCAGCAGCGCCUGGCCAAGACGAAGGGCCAUGGCUACAAGGACAGUGUGCAGCGGACGCAGUGCUGGUGGCUGCCGUACCUCGUCAUGGAGUACGAGGUCAACCAGGUGCUCAUCACUGCGCUCGGCGGUGACCUCGAGAAGCCGGUGUUCAUGUACCAGGCGAACUUCGAUGUGUCCCGCAACUCGGAGCUCUCGCUCCAGUGCUACCUGCGCACGGAGGAGCCCACCCGCGGCGGGGACGGCAUCGCGGACGACAUGGGCAAUGACAUCUUCCUCGGCGGCCUCAAGUUCGUCCCCGAUUUCGACAACAUGGGCAACGAGGACCAGUGGUACGAGUUCGACGCCGGCAAGGGGAAGAUCAAGAUCGGCGUCUCGUACAAGCCCAACUUCGGCCACCACCUCUCCAUCGACGACUUCGAGCUCAUCACCGUCAUCGGCAAGGGCAGCUUCGGGAAGGUCAUGCAAGUCCGCAAGCGGGAUACGGGCCGUAUCUACGCGCUCAAGACGAUCCGGAAGCAGCACAUUGUGACCCGGAACGAGAUUACGCAUACGCUGGCGGAGCGGAUGGUGCUCACGCAGGUGCACUCGCCGUUCAUCGUGCCGCUCAAGUUUAGCUUCCAGAGCGAGCAGAAGCUUUACUUGGUGCUUGCCUUCGUCAACGGCGGCGAGUUGUUUCACCAUCUGCAGCGCGAGCAGCGCUUCAACGAGGAGCGGGCGCGCUUCUACAGCGCGGAGCUUCUGUUGGCCCUCGAGCACCUGCACGAGCUCGACGUGGUCUACCGUGACCUCAAGCCCGAGAACAUCUUGCUGGACUACACCGGCCACAUCGCGCUCUGCGACUUUGGCUUGUGCAAGCUGAACAUGAAGGGGGACGAGAAGACGAAUACGUUCUGCGGCACACCUGAGUAUCUCGCACCCGAGAUUCUCAACGGCCACGGCUACAGCAAGACCAUUGACUGGUGGACGCUCGGCGUGCUUCUGUACGAGAUGAUGUCGGGUCUGCCGCCGUUCUAUGAUGAGAACACCGACACAAUGUACCAGAAGAUCCUCAACGACCCGCUCGUCUUCGGGCCGGAGAUCUCUGCCCCCGCGCAGUCGAUCCUCUCUGGUCUUUUGAACCGCGACCCGACGAAGCGCUUGGGCGUUAACGGCGCGGAGGAGAUCAAGAAGCACCCCUUCUUCGAGUCCAUCGACUGGACGCAGCUCAAGGAGAAGAAAAUUCACCCGCCAUUCAAGCCUAGCGUGGCUAGCCCGGUCGACGUGUCGUGCUUCGACACCGUCUUCACCGCCGAGCAGCCAAUCGACAGUGUCGUCGAGAACUCUAACCUUUCAGAGACCGUCCAGGCGCAGUUCUCAGGCUUCUCGUACAACAGCAGCCACAUCGUCUCCCCGGCUUGAUCUCCCUGCUCUUCUCGUCUGUACAUCAUCUCUCGCCGUCUUCCAGGCCAUUAAUUGCCUUCUUCUGCCUGUUGCUUUACUUACCUACCUACAUGCCCGUCUGCCAUCUCUGCCCCUGUUAAUAAUUAUCUGUUCCAUCCUCGCUCACCACGUUACUGCUGUCUUGACCCGUACUUACUCUACCCUGCUCUUGAGUCACCCACCACUAACUCGCUGUCCACUCAUUCAGUACUGUACACAUCUAGCCCUGGAGGGAUUGUUGGAGAAGGCUUGAAGGCCUCUAUAUCUGCGCGAAUAUAUUUUCGCGCAUCUUGUCCGCUGUACAUAAG